This is a messenger RNA of Phragmites australis (common reed), 2048 nucleotides long. RefSeq names its product transcription factor TGA2.3-like. The coding region runs from base 690 to 1796 and encodes 368 amino acids. Gene Ontology annotation, molecular function: DNA-binding transcription factor activity; sequence-specific DNA binding. Gene Ontology annotation, biological process: regulation of DNA-templated transcription; DNA-templated transcription. The transcript has 11 exons. The record is from RefSeq and is a predicted model, not a curated record. NCBI's taxonomy places the organism in Eukaryota, Viridiplantae, Streptophyta, Magnoliopsida, Poales, Poaceae.
UAGUCUCAGCUAACACACGCAGCCGCCAAACUCUUUCCUCGCUUUCUCUCUGCUCCCAUCAAUCAACGCCGCCAGCCACAGAUUCGUCGUCGCCGGUCGCCCACCAGCGGCCUUGUCCAUCUUCCCCUCUUCUCUUGCUUCCCCGUCCCUUGAUACAUCUCGAUCCAUGCGACAACUGGGUGGGGCAAAAGUCAGCGCGCGACGGUGUUGGCCUGGCGACGGGAGAACCGGCGUGAAGUCCGACGACAGCGGCGGCGACGAUGCAGGGGCUAGGAUCCAUGGUUGAUUUGUUCCUUUGUGAAAACGAUAAAUCAAACCGUCUAUGCGUCUGGAAGGUGUUAGGAGGCAGUAACAAACUGACUUAGCCUUAGGCUCUCUCUGUGGAGGCCACAUUUUGAGAAGUGAGGGUAGUCUACGAUGGCAGAUGCCAGCCCUAGAACAGAUACAUCAACAGAUGAAUCUAACGAAAGCCACAGGGUCGUACUUGCAAGCCACCUUGCUUUUAAGGCGUCGCCUAGGCGUCCAGACGAGCUGCGAUUCUGGGCGUCGGCGUCGCCUAGCCAAAAGAGGGGAGAGAGGGAAGAAGGGAGCAUGGAGAAGAGGAAGAGCAAGAGGGGAACCAAGGAACUAGCAGGCGGCACGGCUCUCUCCCUUCGCCUUCCCCAUCCUCGUCGGAUCCGGUGUGACGGAUGGCACAACUUUGCCCCCACUCAACUGUGGCGCCGGUGAUCUGGAAGGUGGUGGCGGCGGUGCUCCAUCUGGAUAGGAGCAGGGGAAGGGGACAAUUCAGGCCCGAUAGAGACACUUGGGGGUGGCGGCGCUCGCCACUUGUUGCGGGGCUGGUGGCGUCAGGGACUCGAGAGCUUGAACCAGGCCCAGGUGCUCUUGUUGUUGCUUCCGACUCCAGUGACAGAUCCAAGGACAGACAUGGAGAUCAAAAGACACUGCGCCGACUUGCUCAAAAUCGCGAGGCUGCAAGGAAGAGUCGUUUGAGGAAGAAGGCAUAUGUUCAACAGCUGGAGAAUAGCAGGCUAAAACUUACCCAACUAGAGCAGGAGUUGCAACGAGCCCGUCAGCAGGGCAUUUUUAUAUCUAGCUCGGCUGAUCAGUCACACUCCAAUAGUGGAAACGGGGCAUUGGCUUUUGACAUGGAGUAUGCACGGUGGUUGGAAGAACACAAUCGGCAAAUUAGUGAGCUAAGGGCUGGAGUUAGUGCUCAUGCAAGUGAUAAUGAUCUCCAUAGUGUUGUUGAAAAGAUCAUGUCACACUACGAUGAGAUUUUCAGGCUAAAAGGAAAUGCAGCCAAGGCAGAUGUCUUUCAUGUGUUAUCAGGCAUGUGGAAGACACCAGCAGAGAGGUGUUUCUUGUGGCUGGGAGGUUUCCGACCAUCUGAGGUUUUAAAGCUUCUUUCAACACAGCUUGAUCCUCUCACGGAGCAGCAGCUGUCAGGGAUAGGCAACCUUCAGCAGUCUUCACAACAGGCCGAGGAUGCUCUUUCACAAGGAAUGGAGGCCCUUCAGCAGUCCUUGGCAGAAACCUUGGCUGGGUCUCUUCCCUCUUCUGGAUCAACAGGAAAUGUGGCAAAUUACAUGGGUCAAAUGGCCAUGGCCAUGGGAAAGCUCGGAACUCUUGAGAAUUUCCUUCGUCAGGCUGACAACCUGCGGCUGCAGACCCUACAACAGCUACAAAGGAUCCUGACCACUAGGCAGUCUGCUCGGGCUUUUCUUGUGAUAAGUGAUUACUCUUCACGGCUCCGUGCCCUGAGUUCUCUCUGGCUUGCCCGGCCGAAGGAAUAGCGAUCACAUGUGAUUUGACUUCAAUACUUUCACAGUUUGGGGUUUGCCGGUGAUGUUAUCUGGAAGGUUUGACAAGACUGCAACAGACUUGAUUCGGAGACAUCUGCACAUACUAUAAUGCAAAGGGAUGCUGUGUUCAUGUAGCUUAGUCAUAGAAUUAAUUGCGUCAGUUCCUGGUUCAUGUUGUAUUAUCAACCGCUGUAAAAUUGAUAUUUCCUUCUUUUCAGCAUUACCCUUGCGUCAUUAUGAUCC